CAACAUUCUCUCUCUAAAAUUCCAAAAAAAAGAAAAAGAAAAAAGAGAGAAAUUCUUUUAUUUUUAUUUUUCAUUCUCUCUCCUUCUCCCUAUGAUUUUUCAUUGAGCUUCGAACAUGAUUUUCCUUUCAUCGGCGACUGUCUAAUUCCCGUACAGUUCCAACGAUGCUCCGACUUAACGCCGAACGACGCCGUUUUCCGAUAGCUUUCGGUAGUCUUACAUUUCUUGAAGGGGGAAUUGUAUAUAAUGAUGCAUAGAAUUAACGUGAUGGAAGAGAAUAAUCAUCAUGAUGGGACUGAUUCCAGGCCUGCAAGAAAUUUUGUUCAGAUUGAUUCUAUAUAUAUUGAUCUAUUUAGCUCCGAUCAUAUAUGUGAUGACCAGAAAUGUGAACUUUUCUCCAUCCGUGGUUAUGUGUCUGAUAUGCACAAAAAGGAUUGGAAGAUAUGUUCGCCAUUUUCUGAUAUUAUUGAUAAUGGCCAUAAGUUGAAUGAGCCUAUAGCCUCGGUGCCAUCUGUAUUAGAUCCGAGUUUCGACGCGUACCAAGGCAAGAUUCAUUGGCAAGAGACUUCUGAUAAAGAUGCAGAUCAAGGUUUCCUAUUUGAUCAUAACCUUGGAAAAUUUUCAAAUUCUUCUCCAAAUGCUUCAAAACAAGAUGUAAUCAGUGGAAGAACAAUAAUGGCUGAUAAUGUUUCUAAUUCAUAUUAUGAUCAGAAGGAAAAGAAACUUAAUGUUGCAGAUAGAUCAGAUAACUGCACUGUUGCUCUUAUAUCACAAAGUGAGCCAGGUUGUGCAAGUCAUGGAGUUACUGAGAUUGAGCUUGUUAGUAGAAAUCUCACUCUCAAAGCAGCUGAGGAAAGCCUUGCAGCACUUCAGGAUGGAAAACAAACUCCUGCAGAUUGUCUAAAUGGACAGUUAACCUUGUUGGUAUCAGAGAAGGACGAUAUGGUAGACGUAGUCCAUGGGCAUCAUACUGUUAAAGUUCAAGGAAAUGGCGAUGCUUCUAUGGAAUCAAAUGAAAGCACGGUUUCAUCAUCUGAAAGUGCUGAGACAGUUGGAAACAGUCCUCAUAAUUGCCAUCUAGGAAGAUUACAUCGUCGAAGAACUCCAAAGAUUCGCCUAUUGACUGAUUUGUUAGGAGACAAUGGAAAUAUGGUAGUUAAACAUGUUGAUCAAAGUUCUCCAUCCGAUGGGUCUCCUGAGGCAUCUGAGCAGGCAGAUGUGAGGUUUACUUCCAAAUGUCAGGUAACUAUAGAGGAAGACGCUUCACAUCCUGAUCAUAAAAGAGAAAGAAGGUUGGCUAGGAAUGGAAAAUGUAGGCAUCAAGAGAUUCCUUCUUCUUCCAGUGUGGAUAAGCAAAUUCAAACAUGGAGGGGCGAGAUAGAAAGCUCUGUUUCUUGUUUAGGAACUGAAAAUGCUCCUUCAGGAAUGAAAAGUACCAUGAAGGGCCCAUGGUGCAGCUACAAAAUGGAUGGAAACAGUAGUUUAAGAAGGAAGAAAAGUAAAAAGUUUCCAGUAGUCGACCCAUACUCUAUGUCCUUAACGCCAUCUGAAGUUAAAGAUCAAUGUGAAAUUUGGGAGAUAAACGAAAAUAGAAGUGAAGUUGCAGUGGAUAGUGUUGCUAUCUUUGCACAUCACAAUGAAUUUUCUUGCAGAAUUCCACACUCAAUAUCAUCGAACGUCAUAGAAUCUAAACCCGGCACAUCUGGAAACCCGAAUUCAAGCAAGGAACCUGUGGUUUUUGAAGGGCCCACUAAUGUAGUUCCAUGGAACAAUAGAAUCCUUUGGAGGGGUUCAGUUACUCAGAAGGAUGUGGAAACCAUGAAUGGUAAUCCUGCAGCUAAUCCUUUUCCAAAUUUCAAAAAAAAUGAAAGAGAAUGGCAUCCUUCUCUCAAUAACUAUUCCAGUCUACAAAAGGACCACAAAGGAAUCCGUUGUCGUGGGGAAAAUGAGUUGUCUACUUUUGUGCCUGAGCAAGACGACACUUCCAAGGUAAGUCAAUUGAAUGGUAACAGAACAGGUAGUCAUAGAGAUCCAAAUUACCCUCAUCAAGCUUCAGAUGUUAUUUGUGGACACGGAGUGGAUACUGUAAUGAACAGUAAAAUGACCAACUUGAAAAUGUCUCUUCCAAGAGACCCUCAAACAGAUAAUAGUCAGUCGCAGCUGCAGAAUAAGGAUUUACUCAGAAGAGGCAAUGGUAAAAGAACUAUUGAAGCUCAGGAACCUUUGGCUCUAAAGAAGAGACAGAUUAACCAGAGAACGGACCAGCCAUCUGACCGUGGGACUUCCGAUGAUAUCCCCAUGGAAAUCGUCGAACUAAUGGCAAAGAAUCAGUAUGAAAGACGUCUUCCUGAUGCUGAGAAUAAUUAUAAACAUGUUUCAGAAACAGGAAAAUUCUCAAGGGCCGUUCAAGUAAAUAAUUAUGACUAUGUAUAUAGAAAUGGGAGAGAAUUAUUACAAAAGCCUGGAAAUCUGAAACAAAAUGCUCAAGAAAGGAAUGGAGGAAAUGGUUUGAUUUGUGCGAGAGAAGUUGUGGAAGCCAGGACACAUACACCAGCAAAUUAUUUCUCAAAUAUUGGGGAAUCUCAAUUUGGUAUUAGCCAUCUGCAGCAGAAUCAUAUGCUCAGGUGUAAUGAUUCGAUUCAUUCUUUAGAAGAACCAUCAAAUGGUAUGCAAUAUUCUUCCAUUGGAUCUAAAAGAAAAAUUCGUUCAGAGAUUAGAAAAUGUAAUGGAACCACAGUGGAAUCAGGUCCCUACAACUCCAAAGUACAAUAUUCUGAAGGAUGCAUAGAUCAUUUACCCGUUUCAGAACAGAAUAUAGAAGCAGCGUACUUAUGGUCUACUUCUUCUUUGAUGCCAGAUCAUAUGUCCAAUGGAUAUCAGAACUUUCCAGCUCAUUCGACCGACAGUAGAAAAAUCUCAAGUCCGAGAACAUUUCAGAUGGGAAACACAAAUGCCCAGAAUCAUCAUAAUCAUCACCCUACCAACCUAGAAAGGCACGGCAGGCAAAAAAGUACUGAAGCAUACAGCCAGAGAUUUGCAGAGAGUUCAUUUUGUCGCCAUCCUAAUGUGGUUGAGCUUCAGCAUAAUCCAGUUGGCUCACUGGAGUUGUACUCUAACGAAGCUAUAUCGGCAAUGCACUUGCUUAGCCUCAUGGAUGCCAGAAUGCAAUCUAAUGCACCCACGACUGCAGGUGAGAAGCAUAGACCAUCUAAGAAACCUCCUGUUCCUCGUACUCAAAAAGCUGAAGAAUUUUCUGCAACCGACAUUUGUUUCAAUAAGACCAUCCAGGACAUGAGCCAAUUUUCAUCUGCUUUCCAUGACGAAGUUUGUAGUUCUGCUACCAAUGCAUCCACUAGUACCUUCCAGCAUAGUAGAGGAUUUGGAAGCGGUACCAAUUUUUCCAGCCAGGCCGUCUUUAGGUCUCAAAAUGGAGCAAAAAUGAAAUGCUCAGAUUCAUCUUCUUGGAGCAAAGACCAAAAGCUAUCGAAGUCUCAUUUCAUAAGUGGUGAUGAUAGAACAUUUCCUGUUAAUGGCAUAGAGAAAGGUCUGGUAAAUGCAUCUAAUUCCGAAGUGUUUGUGUUGGCGCAUCACAUGAAAAGAAACUCUGAGGAAUGCAAAUUGGUAGCUCAUACUCGAACUCUGCAAAACGAGAAAAGCACUUCUGAGACUGAAAUAUGUUGUGUCAACAAAAAUCCUGCUGAUUUUAGCUUGCCUGAAGCAGGAAAUAGAUACAUGAUUGGAGCUGAAGACUUCAAUUUUGGAAGAACUUUUCUUCCUAAGAACAGAUCUGGCUCUAUCUGUUUCAACAAUCGGUACAAACAGCAGACGUUCGUUUAGCAUGAUACCAACAAACUACAUGGAACAAAUCAACAUAAAUAAAUCUUGUGCAAUCCUUUCUGGAAAAGUCCUUAAUCAUCACUCAAGGUCGAUUUCCUUAAUCCGAUAUUUUGAAGGAUCACAUGGAAUCAGAGCUGCAUACGAAAAGUCAUGCUUGGCGCAAGAAAAGGUUGGUGUACAGAUCUUAAAAUUCUCAGUACUAUGUAUAUGAAGUAUCCAUAUUCCAAAGGUAACGCUGUAAGUUGUUGUAUUCCUGAUCUUUAUAGCGCCAUGAACAAUGCCAUUUGAAAGGCUUGCACCAACCUUUUGGUCUCUGAAUAUGAGUGACCAAAAAGUUAGAAUUGAAGGAAGCAAAGACUAUGCUAAAUUAUCAGUAUUGAAGUCCUAGUAUUUUGACAAACAAACUCGUAACAAUUUACUAAUAAGCUGGUUUUUGUUGAAUGGUUCAGUUUGUAUUGGAUGAAUGUCAAGGCCUCUCCCUGACUUGAUUUAUAAUGAAGAAUGUUUGAAAAAUUUACAGUU
Cucumis sativus (cucumber) is the source of this 4359-nucleotide messenger RNA. RefSeq names its product protein EMBRYONIC FLOWER 1. Lineage: Eukaryota; Viridiplantae; Streptophyta; Magnoliopsida; Cucurbitales; Cucurbitaceae. Bases 247 to 3837 code for a protein of 1196 amino acids. The record is from RefSeq and is a predicted model, not a curated record. The transcript has 6 exons. Gene Ontology annotation, biological process: negative regulation of DNA-templated transcription; negative regulation of flower development; shoot system development.